AUCCCAUCACUUCCAAAAUUAAAAAUCCCUGCAAAAAAAAAAAGUGUAAUCACAGUAAAAAAAAAACACAGAGCGUGAAGCGAGAGAACGAGCGAGUGAGAGAGAGUGGUGUGAAGGCGAAACCUCGAUCUGGGUUUUGUCCUUUUUUCUUCUUCUCCGUCUCACCCUCGUUUUCCCGACACUCCCAUUUGAUCGGAGCUCGCGCAUUCCGAAGAGUUUCCUCCGACGUCGCUGUGUCGCCGUCGGUGACGAGGUUAGGGCAUAAUGGAGCGGUACGGUCGCGGCGGAGAAGAAGGGUCGCGGUCGGAUCCAUCGCCGGAAUGGUCAGGUCCAGGAGGUGAAACCGGCGUCGAAGCCUCGAUGUGGCGUUUAGGGUUGCGAAGCGGAGGAGAAUCGUACCCGGAGCGACCCGACGAGCCCGAUUGUAUCUAUUACUUGCGAACUGGCGUUUGCGGGUACGGGUCGAGGUGUCGGUUCAAUCACCCACGAGACCGUGGAGCGGUCAUGGGAGCUGCUAGAGGAGAUGCGGGAGAGUUCCCGGAGCGUGUGGGACAGCCAGUGUGUCAGCACUUUAUGAGGACCGGAACGUGUAAGUUUGGUGCUUCUUGCAAGUAUCAUCAUCCAAGGCAAGGAAGCAGUUCGGGUGCCCCUGUGAUGCUUAAUUAUAUGGGAUAUCCAUUACGUCCGGGGGAAAAAGAAUGUUCCUACUACAUGAGAACGGGUCAGUGUAAAUUCGGGGCAACCUGUAGAUUCCACCACCCCGUCCUUCCCGGUGUACAGGUGCCUUCUCCACCACCGCUACCCGCUGCCCAGGUUUCACCUGUGGCUGCUCAAGCUAUUUAUCCGGCUGUUCAGUCUCCAUCUGUUCCUUCGUCCCAGCAAUACGGUGUGGUUAUGGCCCGGCCUCCCCUUUUACCCGGUUCAUACGUUCAAAGCCCUUAUGGACCGAUGGUUCUUCCUCCUGGUAUGGUUCCAUACUCAGGGUGGAACCCAUAUGCGGCUACUGUAAGUGCCAUACCCUCUCCAGGGACUCAACCGUCUAUUGGAUCGAGCUCCAUUUACGGGAUUACACCGUUAUCUCCUUCAGCGCCUGCAUAUACAGGACAGUAUCAGUCCGGGCCUUCUAAUCUGGGCCCUUCAAGUACCCAGAAGGAACAGUUGUUUCCUCAGCGGCCCGGUCAACCUGAAUGCCAAUACUUUAUGAGGACGGGUGACUGUAAAUUCGGAUCCUCAUGCAGAUAUCAUCAUCCUCUGGAUGCGGUUCCACCGAGUUCAAGCCUUAUUCUCAGCCCCAUCAGCCUUCCAAUCCGUCCUGGCGCACCACUAUGCACUCAUUUUGCCCAACACGGCAUCUGCAAGUUUGGACCUGUCUGCAGGUUCGAUCACUCCGUGGGCUCGCUCAGCUACAGCCCCUCUGCUUCUUCACUCACUGACAUGCCGGUUGCACCCUACCCCGUGGGUUCUGCACUUGGCACAUUGGCCCCAUCAUCAUCCUCGUCAGACCUACGACCAGAGCUCAUCUCAAGCUCAAGCAAAGAAACUGUCUCCCCAAAGGCCACAACAAGCGGCUCUGAGACAGCUCCUGCCAGUGCUACUGUGCCAUCACCAACCGUUGGUCUGAGCCACCCAGAGCCACCUGCUCAGACGGCUGGUGACACAGCCGGCAUCAUCAGCAGUAGCAGCAGCUUCGAAGCUCGGUCUUCAUGCUAAAUGGCAAGAUUUCAAAGGCAAAUCUCUCUGUUCCUCGAUAUAUAUAUUUAUAUAUCUCCUCACCCUUACCUUUUCUUCAUCAAACAUCACAUAGAAAUGCUUUUUUGGGGGGGCUCGACAGAACGGAACCGGAGACCAAAAGCUCCGGUCUGUGUUCGCUGCCUGGGACAUAAUGUCCUCUUAGGUCUCUCUGCCAUGUCCAUAUAGAACCCCCUCCACCCCCCUAUACGGCCAUUACUAUAUCUCCCUCUCUUCCCUUUUUUCCCCCUCUUUUUGGGAACGAAGAAUAAUAAAUGGCCCUCCUGGAAAUCCCCAGUUAUUGUUCUUUCCAAAGACUAUUGAAUCUGAGAACUAACUUAAGCUUCUCAGCAA
Messenger RNA from Tarenaya hassleriana, 2082 nucleotides. RefSeq names its product zinc finger CCCH domain-containing protein 58-like. Bases 265 to 1710 code for a protein of 481 amino acids. Gene Ontology annotation, molecular function: metal ion binding; mRNA binding. The transcript has 7 exons. The record is from RefSeq and is a predicted model, not a curated record. Lineage: Eukaryota; Viridiplantae; Streptophyta; Magnoliopsida; Brassicales; Cleomaceae.